GAGGUGCAUAAACAACUAGCAAUAUUUUCCUCAGCAGUCAACAUUCUCCUUUCCAUGACAGCAUUUUUUGGCAAUUCUAUCAUCCUUGUUGCCCUUCACAAGGAAUCUUCCCUUCAUCCACCGUCCAAACUCUUAUACCGUUGUCUUGCUACAACUGAUCUUUUAGCAGGCCUCCUUGUGCAUCCUCUUGUUGCUUCUCUCUGGAUAUCCGUGGUUCAUGAACACUGGAGUAUUUGUCGAUUCGUACUUGAUGCAAGCCUCGCAACGUCUUAUGUAUUACAUUCAGUGUCUUUAAUGACGACGAUGGCCAUAAGCGUGGACAGACUUCUCGCCUUGUUGUUAGGGCUGAGCUACAAACAAAAUGUUAAUUUAAAGCGCAUUUAUGUGGCUCUAGCGCUUUUUAAGGUUGUCCCCUGUAUCGACACCCUAUUCUUUCUGUUUGUUCCCCCUAUACCCCCUUGGUCGGGUCCUAUCAUCAUACCGUCUUGCUUAGUAAUCUCAGUCGCUUCGUAUAUUAAGAUUUUCCGCACUCUCAGUCGUCACCAGGCUCAAGUACAGGAGCAUGUUCAACAACAGUCGAGCCAACCAAACGCACUGAACAUGGCACGAUGCAAAAAGGCAAUGUACAGUGCACUGUGGGUGCAGUUAGCAUUAGUUGUCUGUUAUGUACCAUUAAGUAUAGUUGUGCUGGUAAUAACUAAUACUAAGACAUACUCACCACUUUUAAUGGUUAUUAGAGAAAUAGCAAUUACUUUUGCUUACUUAAAUUCCACUUUGAACCCGUUCCUUUACUGCUGGAAGAUCAAUGAAGUGAGACGAGCUGUAAAGCAGAUAAUCAGACAAGUGAUAUGUUGGCCGUGGAUUUAG
This is a messenger RNA of Pocillopora meandrina, 867 nucleotides long. NCBI's taxonomy places the organism in Eukaryota, Metazoa, Cnidaria, Anthozoa, Scleractinia, Pocilloporidae. The record is from the annotation of a GenBank genome assembly.